AUGGCCAGCGAGCCGCCGGGCGGCGGUCAGCAAAAGAAGCUGCAUCCGCUCUUCGCGCCGUCAAAGCCGAGCCGAAACGACAAUGAGGGAGUCAGUGCGGCGGGAAGCCAGGGCGUAUCCUUGCAGGCAGAACCUCAGCAGGCUUUUCAACAGCAGACUCUCGCAUUGCAGCCAAACCCGGAACAAACUGUUCCUCUUCCGACCUCACAGAUGCAUCCUCGGGAGCCGACUUCUCUGUCAGCAGCUUAUAUCUCCGUCCCACUGCCUCCGUUGCCUGCCACGGUCCCGCAUGAAACGCCCGCACUUGCACCGAAUGUUGCGGCGGCACCUGCACCUGCAGAAACACUGGCGGCAGUCCCAAUGAACGCAUUCCAAAAACUGCAGCAACCAAAACGGAAGCCAGAAGCUAGCUUGGCUGACGAACGCUCCGAGUCCAUCCCACCAGCCGCCGAGCCGAAGCGCCGUGGUAGGCCACCCAAGAAACGAAGGUCAUCGCCCCCGGCACAAAACCUGGCGGGCCUAGCACCGGUCGUGCCGGACACCAGCUCGCCCUCUCCUCUCAUACUCGGACUCGAUAACGGCGAGACACUGGUCGGGGGACUUACUGACAGCUCUGGCCUGCCGAGCACUGCCCAGUCAAGUACGGCCGCGAGCACACCCGCGAUAGAGACGGGCAACAGCACGGCCCCGGCAGAACAGCCAAAACGUCUGUUACAGUUCAACCCGAAAACAGGAACUAUCGGCUCUCCACCAAAGCCCAAGGAAAUGUCUGUCACCAAGUCUGGCAGGCCAAAGAGGAAAUCAGGCGGCACGAGCGCCAUCCCAACACCACUUAUCGUCCCGUACCCAUCGCAAGAUCCGGAGUCCCGGGCGCGUAUCAGCAACGUGAUCGCCUCCAUCUUAAAUGACGAACACAGGUUAUUUCCUUUGCGACCGCCUGCUGCAGGAUCUGCAAAUGGCAAAGAGGGAACAAAACCUGCUAAAUCUACCGCUGUUGCGGCUGCCAAACAACAACCCGCCGCCACUCCCGCAACGCCAAAACCGGCAACCAACACCUCUUCAAAGAACACCCACCCAUUCUUUACAGGCGGUGUCGCAAAGGUUUCCGCUGCAAAAGAUGCCACCUCAAACACCCCUACCACAGCCAAGUCUUCUGCUGGCGGAAGCUCCAUGAACUACUAUACCUCGACGCCCUGCUCGCCAAAGCGGCGUGGCCCUCAACCGUCGUCCGGGUUUAGGAUGCCUCAGUUUGGCACCAAGAGUGGCAUGUUGCGCGUGCCGGGGGCAUGCCACCCAGCUUGGCCGUGGAGGGGGGCCGUUCACGUCCAUCCCGAAGGAGAUACUGAUCCUACAACGGUUCGCGCUGCCAUGCCUAGCUCUCCCUCGUCGUUUCUCCCUCACAAGAAGCGAAAAGGCUACGCCGUUACGAUCGGUAAGGGAGAGUCCAUCCUAGAACAGCAGUUGCAAAGCUUAGGUGUCAAUCUGGUCAUCCAAGAUAUCCGUAACGCCAACUCCGACGAGUUUACUCCUGCCCCGCCGGAGCUUCGCCUCCCCCAGAAGCAUAUUGAGAGCGGCCCUAAGCUGCAGGCUCGCAUCACGCCGCAACUGCGCACAAAUCAUCCGGGCCUUAAAUCUCUUUUCGCUUCGAUCGCAACGACGUUGUCUGCAUUCGACCAACACCACUGCGAAUCUUUGAGCUGGGCCCAGAAAUACGCUCCGUCCUGCGCCGUUGAAGUCUUGCAGUCUGGCCCGGAACCAAUCAUUCUCAAGAACUGGCUGGAGGCCCUCAAAGUCGUUUCUGUCGAUACGGGGUCGGCAGAGCCCGUAGAAUCGAAGGCAGCAGCCGCAGCCGCAGCAAAAGGACGGACGAAGCGGAGGAAACAGAAGAACAAGCUUGACGGCUUCAUUGUUUCUAGUGACGACGAAGACGACAAUGGCGAGACCUCUGACAACGAGGCCGACUGGUCGCCCAGCGGCCGCCAUGGCCUCUUGAAGAAGACAGUCGUCCGUGCGGGCAACCUGCUUGACAAAGCUGGCCGUGCGGGUGCUAGGCUCACCAACGCCAUUGUCAUCAGCGGGCCCCAUGGGAGCGGAAAGUCAGCAGCAGUCUAUGCUGUCGCCAAAGAGCUGGGAUUUGAGGUCUUCGAGAUCAAUGCAAGCAGCCGUCGGAACGGCAAAGAUGUAAUUGACCGCAUCGGCGACAUGACCAGAAACCAUCUCGUCCAGCACAAAAACAAGAAGCUGUUCAAAGCGACCGCGCCGACUGAGCCCAUCGAUCUCGUGGAUGACUAUGAGCCGGAUCUGGAGGAUGCCGAUGGCGAUCCGGACCCGGACUUUCCCAUGGCCGAAGUCGAGAUGGCCCCGGCCGCCCCUAACAAGAAGCAGCCGACUAUGAGUUCGUUCUUCAAGCCGCAACAGCCACCAUCUACGACCACGAGCACAACGAAGAGGACAGCCCAGACGACAGCCGAAGGCAAACCGGGCCAGAAACAGUCACUGAUUCUUCUCGAGGAGGCAGACCUGCUGUACGAGGAAGACAAGCAGUUUUGGGCCACGGUUAUGAGCCUCAUCGUGCAAUCAAAGCGGCCAUUUGUCAUUACCUGCAAUGACGAGACGCUGAUCCCGCUGCACAAUCUGCGACUGCACGCCAUUCUCCGGUUCACACCUCCGCCCGCUGAUGCGGCCAUCGACCGUCUCAUCAUGAUUGCUGCCUGUGAGGGUCACGCCAUUCAGCGCAAGGCCGUGCAGUCUCUUUACGAGGUGCGCAAUCGCGACUUCCGGGCCUCGCUCACCGACCUCCAGUUUUGGUGCCAGAUCAGUGUCGGAGAUAGGCGCGGUGGCUUCGACUGGUUCUACCAGCGGUGGCCGGAAGGCAUCGACCGCGAUGAUGACCAGCACAUCAAGCGAGUUGUUAGCGAAAAUACGUACCAGGAGGGUAUGGGAUGGCUGAAUAACGACUCGGUGGCCGGCUCGGCCAAUGCCCGCACGAACGCACCAGCUUCGUACCGCGGUCAAGUCGAGGAGACCCUGGUAAAGCAAGCCUGGAACGACUGGCGGCUCGAUUUGGGCGACUGGCAGGACUCUCGCGCGCUUUCAUCUUGGGCGGCAAGUCAGUUGCCUUCUGACGACCGCAGUCACAGGCAGGAGCUGCUCGAAGCGUACGAAACAUUUUCCGAUGCCAUGAGCGAUGCCGACCUCGUGUCGUCCAUGGUGUUUGCGACAGGGGACAGAUUGCCAUUAGACGCGACGCAGCCCGAACUGCCGCACAAGGCGCAUGAAGACUACAUCCUAGGCCAGCAGCUGCUUGAACGGACAACCCCUGCCCAUGAGCUUGAUGAUCUGCGGCUGCCCAUGGCUACGGCCGUGCGCUGUAUUGCGAAGGGUAUCCUGCGUGAUGGUACAGCGAAAACGGGCGUUAACAACAACAAGAACAAUACUGACGCACGCGGUUGUCUGCGCAACCUCGACGAACCGGCCGUCAUGUCCGCCAUCCGCAAGGAGCAUGCUGAACCACAAGGACGAGUUGCCAGCGACACGCCGUCAGUCAGACGGAUCGACUUUUCACUGGCGUUCGAUCCGAUUGCCGUAGCCAGUACCGCAUCCAGCAGUGGCUUUUACUCUGGUUUCUAUGCGCCGACGCCGACAACGUCGACAUCAUCGUCCCAUCUUGAAGCGUCUGUCUUUGAUCGCAACCUGGAGCCCAUAGCGGUGGACGUUGCUCCCUUUGUGCGUGGCAUCGUCGCUUACGAAAGCCGCCUGCAAAAGCAACGCCAGAAGCUGAGUUCGUUCCUCUCCGAAGCGACCGGUCCCAACACGCCUGCGGCGUCUUCGGGCACUGCAGGAGCCAGCACGUCGGAUAGUGAUGCGACGGGCAGCGAGACAGCUGCAGCUGCAGCUGCAGCCGCAGCCGCGGCUGCUCGUCGUCGGCCGACCAAGCGAAUGCGUACAACCCGCACGGCCAUGUCAGCGCUCGAAGGCGGCUCACGGAGUGCCGUCCGUAAAGAGCGCUGGUUUGACGGUGCCGAGAUGAACCCUGUUCUUGUCAUGCGGACAGCCGGCGAUGAUUGGGCUGAUGUGGUCGAAGCAACUUUGGCGGAGCUGGGCAAAAAGGCAGCCGAAGCUGAUGCAAGAGACGCAGCAGCAUUAGCCGCAGCGCCGCCGCCGCCGCCUCUGGUCCCAGCGCUUGAUACGGUUAUGGAGGGUCUUGUCAGCACCGCGCCGUUUCCAUUGAUCGACCAGGCACGGCCAGAAGGACAGCAGAGCGUCCCGGGAAGCGAGACUGGACCGGCUCGCACCAACCGGCGCCACGAUUUGAUUGUUUCGUCACCAGGAGGGCCAGAACAUACCGAGGCAGACUCCUAG
Messenger RNA from Sporothrix brasiliensis 5110, 4362 nucleotides. Its product is annotated as hmg-i/hmg-y, DNA-binding protein. The transcript has a single exon. Gene Ontology annotation, cellular component: nucleus. The record is from RefSeq and is a predicted model, not a curated record. Gene Ontology annotation, molecular function: ATP hydrolysis activity; DNA binding; ATP binding. Bases 1 to 4362 code for a protein of 1453 amino acids. NCBI's taxonomy places the organism in Eukaryota, Fungi, Ascomycota, Sordariomycetes, Ophiostomatales, Ophiostomataceae.